Messenger RNA from Polyodon spathula (Mississippi paddlefish), 2390 nucleotides. Its product is annotated as docking protein 2-like. Bases 73 to 1671 code for a protein of 532 amino acids. The record is from RefSeq and is a predicted model, not a curated record. Gene Ontology annotation, cellular component: cytoplasm. The transcript has 5 exons. Gene Ontology annotation, biological process: positive regulation of MAPK cascade; cell surface receptor protein tyrosine kinase signaling pathway. Lineage: Eukaryota; Metazoa; Chordata; Actinopteri; Acipenseriformes; Polyodontidae.
UCUUUUGUUUCCACAUAGCAUAGUGCUUAUCUGGUGUAUGAACCAGGGAGAGGUGAUACAAACUGCUUCAACAUGGACGAGGCGAUCAAGAAGCAGGGCAUGCUGUAUUUGCAGCAGCAGAGGUUUGGGAAGAAAUGGAAAAAAAUGUGGUCGAUUGUUUAUGGAGAAAGCACCUGCUCCAUUUCUCGCAUGGAGUUCUUUGAGUUUGACAAGAGCCUUCGCAAACAGGAGAAUAAGAAAGUGAUCAAACUGAGCGACUGCAUCCGUGUGACGGAUGUAAAGAUGGAUGGGUGCCCAAAAGAAGCCACCCCUUUUCUUGUGGAAACAACAGAGAAACUGUUUGUGUUUGCAGCUGAGAGCUCCGAGGUUGAUGAAUGGACACAGACUCUCUGUGAAGCAGCUUUUCCAAUGAACUGGACUGAGCAGUCUUUGGCUUGCAAGAGAGGCAGUCUGCAGGGGUCACUUAAGAGACAGCCUGCUGUGGCUAUGGAGGAAAACUCCCUCUACAACACUAGAGGAAGCGCAAAGGAGUUCGUAGUGUCUGUACGAAAGACUGAUGCAACAGAAAGAUGCCGACUACGUGGGACAUACAUCCUGAAAGCAGAAGAUGACAGCCUGGUUCUCAGAGACAAGAAAUCAGGAGAAGCCACGUUCAUGUGGCCCUACAGGUUUUUAAGGAGAUUUGGACGGGACAAGGUGACGUUCUCCUUUGAAGCAGGGCGCAGGUGCGCUUCUGGAGAAGGCAACUUUGAAUUUGAAACCAAACAGGGGAACAGCAUUUUCCAAGCCAUCGAAUCCGCCAUCAAUGUGCACAAAACGACCAUCACAGAUCCCAACUGGCACUGUGCUUCAUCCGAAGGAGACCUCCCACCACCCCCUAGGCCUCCUCCUGUGGGGGACAGUGGCUUCUACAGCACAGUAGGCCAGCCAAUGUUUGAAUCUCAGAUUUGUAGCAGAGCCAGGGCAGGUGAAAUGUCAAGUGAGACCUUGCCUUCAGGAGUGAAGAGCUUAACUCUUGACCCCAAACCAAGGAAAGCACCAGUCAAGAACAUUCCGAGCCUGCCGUUGUCUUUGGACCUGGCCUAUUCCCAGUUUAUCAGGACAGUGCCGGACCAACCAAAAGACAAAGCAGCUGAGAAAAAACACACAGAUCUGGAAAACCCAGAUUGCGAAUAUGCUGUCCCUUUUGACACCAUUGCCAAGAAUCUGAUGACCUCUGGCUUUGGCGCAUUUUCCAUGCCCAGCCUAGACCAAGCCUCUUUUGAAAAAGAGGAGCCAUCCAUUUCAACACACAUCCAAGCUGCUGAUCCACUGUACGACUCUAUAGAUGAAAGAGCAGUGCAGUCGAGGCGGAAGGGCUCAACUUAUAAGGUGGAUCACAUCUAUGACGAGCCAGAAGGGUGUGCAAUGGCAGCAUCUGCAACCUCCCUGUACGAUGACCCUGAGGAGGUACGAGGCCAUGCUUGGAAACUCCAGGGUACUGCAGAUCCAUUUGGCCAUGAAUACCCCUAUAACCCACACAUUGAUGACUAUGCAGUUCCUAAGCCGCCCAAGAAGGCUUUUUAUGAGGAUGAAUACUGUGAAGAUGGCAACAUGAGGGAGGAUGAGAGUCUAGACACCACAUACGAUAAUGUCAUGGUGAAGCUUAUGGCCAAGAAAAGCACGGAGUGAUAUCACUAUCUGUAUAUUGUGGGAAGCCUCUAUUCCGACCAUCGAAAGGACAGAGUAAAACCGCUCAAAUGCCAUCAACUUUUUAAUGUGAAAACAAAAGCUUUGAAGCUCAAAAUAAGUUAUUUUUUUGAAAGGCAACUAUUUGUUGUACACAGGCUGCUUCUUUAUAUCAUGUGUAUAAGCCAGUUAUUUGAUUCCCAAAACAAUAUCUGUCUGAAAGUUAUAUGUAUACAUGUAAUACACAACCUCACAGGAAGCACAAACAUUUAUUGGUGUUUUACCACAAAAAAAAUAGCCAGAUUUAAAGAGUCUGAUAAGGAAAGUGCAGUAUGCAUCUUAGUUAUAGCAUAUAAACUGCCAGUGCAUGGGCAUUACAACCUACAUAGUUACAACCUAGUAUUACUAUGGAGCGGGCAAUUUGCCUGCAAGUUGCCCACAAUGGAAAAUAUAAUAUAUACAAGGAUAUAAGGCAAUAUCUUGGCCACAGAAAAUAAUGUACCAUAACAUGUAGUCUCUAAAAUAGAAAUCAGUGAAAGACUACGUGACCAAACGUUUGUCUAAAUUCAUUAUUAUUUUCAGUUCUACUGUUUAAUGUAAUUGUCCUGCUGGGGUAUAAUAAUGACAGCACAGUAAAAAGUUGUUUUAACAUUUAAACUGUAUAUAACUAUUGAAAAUAGAUGAAAAUGGAAAUAAUUUAACAAUAAAAAAGUAGCAUGCUA